Messenger RNA from Aspergillus heteromorphus CBS 117.55, 1272 nucleotides. RefSeq names its product SMP-30/gluconolactonase/LRE family protein. The record is from RefSeq and is a predicted model, not a curated record. The transcript has 4 exons. NCBI's taxonomy places the organism in Eukaryota, Fungi, Ascomycota, Eurotiomycetes, Eurotiales, Aspergillaceae. Gene Ontology annotation, biological process: L-ascorbic acid biosynthetic process. The coding region runs from base 306 to 1232 and encodes 308 amino acids. Gene Ontology annotation, molecular function: gluconolactonase activity; calcium ion binding.
GUGGGGGGGACGCUUGGCAGCCGAGGGCAUCCUCGCCGGUGCCCGCUGCCCGCUGCCCGCUUCCCAUCAGACUCCCCCCGACUACCGAAUUCUUUCUCGACGCUCACACAACGGUCGUCAUCGUUGCUCCAUCGUCCAGCUCUCGUCUUGCCUUAGCCGCCCUGCAUAUUCCCCAAACAGACUAGGUUUUCCCGACCCAGCUCAGACGACGGGUGCUCCCGAUCAGAUCCCGAAACCUGAACCACCCGUUCUCACUUCUCAGGCCCUCACGUCAGCCUGUCAUCACCACUCAUCAAUCAUCAACCAUGUCUGCCAUCCAGAAAUGGUCGAUCUCCGAGCCGUAUGUCGACGUACCGGGAACCUUGCUCGAAGGUCCGUUCCACGACGAGGCCAGAAAUGAGUUCCGUUUCGUCGAUAUCUGGGAGCAUAAACUAUACGCUCUGGACCUUGCGAAGGGCCCAGACUCCUUGAAGGUCGUGGAUACGUCUGUAUCAGUAGGAGUGACCGCCAAUAUUGCGGGCAACGAUGCCCGCAAGGAUGAUAUCGCCGUGGCCGCAAAACAUGGGUUCGCCCUGGUCGAUCGCAACACCGGUUCGAUGUCGUAUAUCCGGAAGGUAUGGAACGACCCGGCCAAGGACCACAGCAUGCGUUUCAACGACGGGGCAGUCGACAGCCACGGGCGAUUCUGGGCCGGGACCAUGAACGACCCCAAGGUAAAGAGCCCAGUCGCCGAAGGCGUGCUAUUCAGGCUAGACCCGGACUUGCAACUGCACCGCAUGGUUGAACAGCUGACGAUUCCCAACGGGAUUGGCUGGAAUCCCGCGAAUGACACUAUGUACCUGACCGACUCGCCCACCGGGAAGAUCUACGCCUUUGAUUUUGAUGCAGAGACCGGCAACAUCAGCAACCGUCGGGUUCACUUUGACCUGGGGGAUCCCAAGGAGCCCGAUGGCUUUGCCAUCGACGAGGAGGGGUGUAUCUGGAGUGCUAUUUACGGUGGUGGGAAGGUGAUCCGUAUCUCGCCGGAGGGAAAGGUCAUUGGUGAAAUCUCGCUGCCCACCCGAAACAUCACCUGUCCGGCUUUUGUGGGGACGGAGCUCUUCAUCACGACUGCCAAGGACGAUGUGAACAAUGACCAGUUUCCGGAAUCCGUCCGGUACGGAGGGCGACUCUAUAGAGUAGACGUCGGCGUCAGGGGCACGCCCAAGAACACGUUUCGGUUGCAUUGCUAGUCUAGUAUAAGCCGAUUAUUAGCUUGACAAUGAAAUUAAU